AUGGCCUGCCGGCCGCGAAGUCCCCACGGGUGCGGGAGCCGCCGCAACGGCGACGCCAGCCCGCCGCCCGCCUCAAGAUGGAACCUCGGACGCAAACGCACGGCCGACGGGAGGCGCCGGAAGCCGGAGGACGCUGAGGGCCCCUCGAGGCCGCCGGGCGACCGCAGACCGGACAGCUUUACCACCCCCGAAGGCCCUAAGCCGCGUUCUAGAUGCUCAGACUGGGCAGGUGCAGUGGAAGAAGAUGAAAUGAGGACGAGAGUUAACAACGAAAUCGCGAGAUAUAAAAGGAAACUCCUCAUAAAUGACUUUGGAAGAGAGAGAAAAUCAUCAUCAGGAAGUUCGGAUUCGAAGGAGUCUAUGUCAGCAUUGCCAGCUGACUUAGAGACUGAUGAGAGUGUCCUGAUGAGGAGACAGAAGCAGAUCAACUAUGGGAAGAACACCAUCGCCUACGAUCGCUAUAUUAAAGAGGUCCCAAGGCACCUUCGACAGCCUGGCAUUCAUCCCAAAACGCCCAACAAAUUCAAGAAGUAUAGUCGACGAUCGUGGGACCAGCAGAUCAAGCUCUGGAAGGUGGCUCUGCAUUUCUGGGAUCCUCCAGCGGAAGAAGGGUGUGAUUUGCAAGAAAUACGUCCUGUAGACCUCGGGGAGAUGGAGACGGAAUCUGCGGAGAGCAGCUCUGAGUCCCGGACGAGCUCUCAGGAUAACUUCGACAUGUACUGUGGCACCCCUACGAAAGUUAGGCACGUGGACUGCCAUGCGGGGGAUGAGUUUGACUUGGAAGCCUGUUUAACUGAACCCUUGAAAGACUUCUCAGCCAUGAGCUAA
Molecule: messenger RNA, 828 nt
Organism: Lipotes vexillifer (Yangtze River dolphin)
Lineage: Eukaryota; Metazoa; Chordata; Mammalia; Artiodactyla; Lipotidae
Gene: SLBP
Product: stem-loop histone mRNA binding protein
Exons: 8
Coding region: 1-828 (275 amino acids)
Biological process (GO): mRNA transport; mRNA 3'-end processing by stem-loop binding and cleavage
Cellular component (GO): histone pre-mRNA 3'end processing complex; cytoplasm
Molecular function (GO): histone pre-mRNA stem-loop binding; mRNA binding
Source: RefSeq, a predicted model, not a curated record